Molecule: messenger RNA, 3323 nt
Organism: Micropterus salmoides (largemouth bass)
Lineage: Eukaryota; Metazoa; Chordata; Actinopteri; Centrarchiformes; Centrarchidae
Product: zinc finger protein 91-like
Exons: 3
Coding region: 121-2235 (704 amino acids)
Biological process (GO): regulation of transcription by RNA polymerase II
Cellular component (GO): nucleus
Molecular function (GO): DNA-binding transcription activator activity, RNA polymerase II-specific; RNA polymerase II cis-regulatory region sequence-specific DNA binding
Source: RefSeq, a predicted model, not a curated record
CGCGCAAACGGAGAGGAACUACUUCCGGAAAGGCCCGCAGCCUGAAGAGCUCCGAGACCAGAAUCCAGACUCAGUCCAGGACAACACGGUCCACCAGUCACAGCGGAGACCUGCAGGACGAUGGAGAACCAGAACCCGGACCACAGGAGCCAAACAGCAGCCUCGUGCUCUGAUAGCACCGAUGUUCAGAAACGGAAAGGAAGAGAGGGACUCAAACGUCACAGCUGUCAGCUCUGUGACAAAUCCUUCACAACAUUAAGCUAUUUAAAGAUUCAUCAGAAACAUCACACUGGAGAGAAACCAUACAGCUGUGACCAAUGUGGGAAAACAUUCAUUAUAUCAUCUGGACUAACAAUCCACCGACAUCUUCACACUGGAGAGAAACCGUACAGCUGUGACCACUGUGGGAAAACUUUCAAUACAUCAUUUGGACUAACAAUCCACCGACGUCUUCACACUGGAGAGAAACCGUACAGCUGUGACCAAUGUGGGAAAACUUUCAAUACAUCAUCUGGACUAACAAUCCACCGACGUCUUCACACUGGAGAGAAACCAUACAGCUGUGGGCAGUGUGGGAAAGCUUUCACAACAUUAGGUCACCUAAAAAUCCACCAACGUGUUCACACUGGAGAGAAACCAUACAGCUGUAAACAGUGUGGAAAAACUUUCACUACAUUAAGUUCCCUAAUAAAACAUCGACGUAUUCACACUGGAGAGAAACCUUACAGCUGUGGGCUGUGUGGGAAAAGUUUCACUGCAUUUGAUAGCCUUUUGAAACACAGACGUGGUCACACUGGAGAGAAACCACACUGGUGUGAACAGUGUGGAAAAACUUUCACUACAUUAAGUUCCCUAAAAAAACACCGACGUAUUCACACUGGAGAGAAACCGUACAGCUGUGAGCAGUGUGGGAAAAGUUUCACUGCAUUCGAUUACCUUUUAAAACACAGACGUGUUCACACUGGCGAGAAACCGCACACGUGUGAACAUUGUGGGAAAGCGUUCGGUUCAUUAGGUGAGCUAAAAAUACAUCACCGUGUUCACACUGGAGAGAAACCAUACAGGUGUGAACAUUGUGGGAAAAGUUUCACCAGAUCAGGUGGCCUAACGGACCACAGACGUGUUCACACUGGACAGAAACCGUACAGGUGUGAACAAUGUGGGAAAAGUUUCACUAGAUCAGGUGGCCUAAAGGACCACAGACGUGUUCACACUGGAGAGAAACCGUACAGCUGUGAACAAUGUGGGAAAAUUUUUGCUACAUCAGGUGGCCUAAAGAGACACAGACUUGUUCACACCGGUGAGAAACCGUAUAGGUGUGAACAUUGUGGGAAAGCUUUCAGAUCACUAGGUGAGCUAAAAUUACACCACCGUGUUCACACUGGCGAGAAACCACACUGGUGUGAACAAUGUGGGAAAAUGUUCACUACAUCAAGUGGACUAAAGGAACACAGACGUGUUCACACUGGAGAGAAACCGUACAGGUGUGAAAAAUGUGGGAAAAUGUUUUCUUUUGGUACUAGCCUUAAAUACCACCAGCGCAGUCACACUGGAGAGAAACCGUACAGCUGUGACCAAUGUGGGAAAUCUUUCACUCGAGCAGGUCACCUAGAAUCUCACAGACGUGUUCACACUGGAGAGAAACCGUACUGUUGUGACCAGUGUGGGAAAACUUUCACUCGAGCAGGUCACCUACAAAGGCACCGACGUAUUCACACUGGAGAGAAACCGUACUGGUGUGAACAAUGUGGGAAAGUAUUCACUACAUCAUGUCAGCUAAAAGCACACCUACGUGUUCACACUGGAGAGAAACCAUACAGCUGUGACCAGUGUGGGAAGGCGUUCCUUACAUUAUGUCACCUAGAAUAUCACAAACGUGUUCACACUGGAGAGAAACCGUACUGUUGUGACCAGUGUGGGAAAACUUUCACUACAUCCAGUCACCUACAAAGGCACCGACGUAUUCACACUGGAGAGAAACCGUACUGGUGUGAACAAUGUGGGAAAGUAUUCACUACAUCAUGUCACCUAAAAGCACACCUACGUGUUCACACUGGAGAGAAACCGUACAGCUGUGACCAAUGUGUGAAGGCAUUCAUUACAUCAAGUGAACUAAAAAUCCACCUACGUGUUCACACUGGAGAGAAACCGUACUGGUGUGAACAAUGUGGGAAAAUGUUUUCUCAGAGCAGUACCCUUAAACGCCACCAACGCACUCAUGAUGCUUCGUUGUGAUCAUAUUUCAGAGCCAAGUGAGUUGCUUAUACUUUAUUGUGUCAAUACAUAUCAUUUACUCAUGUCUCUGUUUUUGUUUAGUAUAGUAUGGUACACAGUUGUAUUUCCUGAAGUAUUUGGUAGAUGUGUCCAGUUGUGUUUUUGGGGUUUUGGCUCUGGUGAGUCUUUACCGUGCAUCUCAAAAAGGGUGCAGGUCUCCAAGAGUUCUCAUGUGGACUUUUUCUCUCAAAUAGCUUCUCACUUGCAAAUAUCAAUAGAAGUGAUUACUAUAGAGACCAAAUCUAUUAGCUGUAUCUUCUGAAGAGUCCACUCUCUUCAUUAUAUUAAAUCUUGUGGGGUCCUGAAAACAUCAUCAAAAUAGUUUGGAGUAAAAUCAACUUCCCAUGAUGUUUCUCUUAAACAGGUAAUUUCUUGUUUCUUUAGUUACUUUACAUUUUUUCUCCAGAUUUGAAAUGUGUUAACUGUAUAUAGAGUAGUUGUGUAUUUUGAUCUGUUGUUAUUUUCUAAAUGUGGUUUUGAAUCUGUUGAGGUUUGUUCAGACUGAAAGCCAAUUCUUGUCGAAACAAAGAGCCGCAGAUUCGUUAAUGAUGGCGCCAGCUGAGGUGAAGACGUGUCUGCUCAAGUCUGAAAUGUUUCAGCUCAAAUGCAAAAUUCAGCUUUGCCUUUGACUAAUGAACAGAGAGACAAGAAAAAACAGAAACUGGAGGAAAGAGACUAAAGACGUUUCUGCUGAGUUCUUAGAUCAACGUCUGAAGGACUCGGUACGCUUUGUAAUGGAAAUUUGAUAUUUUACUCUGUUUACUGUUUCACCCUGCAUGCUCCAUUAUAAUAUACAAAGGUCUCACUGUAUAUUUGAUAUUUUAUCAUGUUUCAGCUAGGUGAAGCUUCCUAUGGGAAAGAUGCUCGUUUUCUUAUCUGACUGACCUUGAUAGGCCUUCGACUCAGGACAGCUGGUCCCGACUACCUCGCUCUUCUGAGUAAUAUAAAGUCACCUGCUCCUUCACUGGCUUUUUGUCUUACACUUUUCAGACUGUUUGGCACUCUGUAUGUUUGUCUGACCCUUUGCAAAGAAUAAAACCCUUAAAAGA